This is a messenger RNA of Klebsormidium nitens, 1636 nucleotides long. Lineage: Eukaryota; Viridiplantae; Streptophyta; Klebsormidiophyceae; Klebsormidiales; Klebsormidiaceae. The record is from the annotation of a GenBank genome assembly.
AUGGACCCAUGGGUCAAAUAUUGUUUGAACUUUGUUCUGGGCCUAACAACUGGUGCGCCUACACUUGGUCUGCUGCAGUGGUCCUAUACCUGGGGCGGAACCACCGUUCUCUUCGACCCACAAAAAUCUGAAGGUGGGGCGACGCACCGCUGCAGGUCCCCCGGCUGCAUCCGGUGGACAUCAUAUGGGUUUAUCACCAAAAAGGUGGGCGCGCGCUGGUGCCAUGCCCACGCCACGGACGGCAUGGAAGACCUGCGCAUCCUGAAGUGCUCCAGUGUCGCCCGAGGGGGAGGGCCCUGCCGUGCCCAGCCGUCACAUGGCUUUGAGGGGGACAAGCGCCCCAUGCGGUGUCGGAAGCACGCAGAGGAUGGCAUGGAGAACGUCAGGAUGCCAGGGUGCCAACAUCAAGGCUGCAAGCGACAGCCGCUGUACAGGGAGCCGGGCCUGGACAAGAAGCCGACCCGCUGCCGCAAUCACGCUCUCCCCAGUAUGAAGGAUCUCGGGGGGGCCAUGUGCUGGGGGGGCGACGGCUCCUGCACCAAGCGCCCCUCGUAUGGUUUCCGGAAGAAUACCCGGCCGAUGCGCUGCGGCUCACACAAGGAGCUGGGCAUGGAGGACCUCAUCAGCACGAGGUGCAACUUCCAGGGCUGUCGGACAAUCGCCUCGUACGGCGUCCGAGCCCCCAACAGCCAUGUGAUCCGGCGGAUGCGCUGUAAGGCGCACUGCACCCUUGAGAUGACGUGCGGGACCAAAGGCCCCGCAUGCACGGCCCCGGGGGGGUGCCAGACGCGCCCCUCCUAUGGCUUGCCCGACAAGUUUGACGGGGAGCACCACCCCUUCCCCAAGCGUUGCAAGAAGCACUCGCUGCAGGGGAUGGAGUACACCAGAUUGGCGGCGCGGGCCAAGAAAAAGCGUGCUCUCGAGAUGGCGAAGCAGGAGCCCGCUUCAGUCGUGUCUCGACCACCGAUCACCGCCCGCAGUGCGGCCAAGCCGCUCUCACUGGCUCCCACCCCGCGGCUUCGCUCCACCCUUAAGUGCGCCAUGGCCACAGCCCCAAUCGUCGAGCCCAACGAAGACGAGGACUUGGACGAGGACUUGGACGCCAAUGAAGCGCAAGCCGAAGACCUGACCCGGACGUGGCCCCGCGAGAGCUGCAUGCAGGGCUCCCCCGAGGAGCAGAUCGCGGUGGUGCAGCAAAGGGAGCAGAAGGCCUUCGAGAACUUGGGCGAUCUGGUGACGCUGCAGGAGCUGGAGGAGAUUGAGGACCAGAAGAACGAUCAGAUGUGGGGCCGCGACGGGCCGAGCUCGUCGGAGCUGGCGGGCAUGUCCGAGUUUGAUAGGGACUUCUCCUCCAGCUGGGGCCGCGUCGUUAUGAUGCCGCCCUCGUCCACGUUCAGCUCGUCCUUGAUGGUGCGACAGAGGUGAAGAGGCCGUGAAGGGGAUUCUCGGAGGUUCCUAGGUCGCCCGUGCACGACAGGCUGUUGCUCCCGAGGUCCAGGUCCCCAGAAAGGGUCAGGUCUCCGGUAAGCGUCAUGUCCCCCGAAAAGGUGGCUCCUGCAGCGCUCAAGUCUCCGGUGAGCUCUGCACCGUCGGCGUAGAGCGUCCUCCACGUGUUCGAACUGGAUCCCAGAUCAAA